AUGUGGCUUACCUCUCCUGGCAGAGUUCUGCUUAAGAAGAGCAAUCAACAGUCUAAAUUUGAUCCUCUUGUUGAGGAGGUGGAACUACCCCAAUGUACCUCCCAAUACGCUCAUAUACGAUUCAAUAAUGGCAGAGAAGAAACGGUAUCCGUUCGACUGCAUGCUCCAAGCGGUGAAAAGGAUGUUGAUGAUUGCCACCAGGAGACGGCCACGUUGGUACCAGAAGAUUUCUUCCCACUUUCCCCUGACCACCCACCCAUUACCGAGCAAGAAAGUGGCACCAUCUCAACUGACGAACAGAAUGAUGCAACACCUGUUAGUGUACCUACCGCUGACGAUUUCCGUAUGCAUAGCCUAGAAACAUUAAUCCCACAACAACAGUGUUCACCCAUACUGUCUUCGUACCAGAGACGCCUGAACUUUGUCCCAUGCUAACUUUUCCUAUCGAUUAUUGACAUCUCCAUUCCUCCAUUUGUUGGUCGGGGUGAAUGACAUGCUAACAUAACCCGCUGGCUAAAUUCCAUCUUCUCUACUUCUCGUUUUAGCCCCGAUGCGUCAAUUGUAAGAUGAAUAAAGCCCUGUUAUACGGUAUUUUCGUUCCGACUCUUGCAUCCACAUUUGUUCGUCCUUUCUCGUGUGCUUGCUACGGUCCUAGCUACAACACGAACUGCUCUUCUCAGCGCCGACGGCAGUAGCCUACUCGCUGAGAUGUGGAAACCAAUGCUGACCUCGACCUCCCACCCUCUCUCCAUGAAACCAUCAAGGUCAUGCAACAACGCUCCAGUGGGAAAGCCACCAGAUCAGACGCGAUCCCUGUUGAGAUUUACAAGCGUGGUUGACUCCAAUUUAGGAAUCACCUGACAGCGCUCUUUCAGACGUGACAUCAAAGACAAGUCCCUUCGGAGUUCAAGGACGUAAAAUCGUUGAACUCUACAAGCGGAAAGGGAAGCGCUAAAACUGCAACAACCACGGAGGCAUCUCCCGCUGAACAUCGCCAGAAAGAUCUUCGCUCACAUCCACCUCAACCGCCUCAACAGUCAUCUGGAACAGGGACUCCUGCCGGAAAGUCAGUGCAGACUCCAUUGUCAUCGAAGCGCCACCGACAGGCUGCCCGCCAGAUGCAGGAGAAGUGUCAGGAGAUUCGGACCCAUCUUUACCAUCGUGCAUUUGACGAAAGCCCUCGACAUAGUAGAUCGCGAAAAACUAUGGGAAAUCAUGCAGAAAUUCGGCUCUCCAGAACGAUUCACUGAUAGUGCGUCGGCUCCAUGAUGGCAUGACGGCGCGCGUCACGGACAAUAGAUCUGGUUCAGAGGCAUUCGCAGUGACCAACAGAGCGAAGCAGGACUGCACCCUGGCGUCUACCCUCCUCAGUCUCAUGUUCCCUACCUCAUGGACGCCUGCCAUGACGAAAGUCUCUGGAUCCGCUCCGCCUAUAGGAUGAACGGCCAACUUCUCAAGCAUUGGCGGAUGCACUUCCAGUCGCGUGUAUCCACAACCACCGCCCACGAACUUCUGUUCCCCGACGACUGCGCCCUCAACGCAACCACAAAAGGAGACAUGCAAAAAGCAUGGACCUUUUCGCCGCCGCCUGCAAUAACUUCGGCCUAA
Molecule: messenger RNA, 1608 nt
Organism: Spirometra erinaceieuropaei
Lineage: Eukaryota; Metazoa; Platyhelminthes; Cestoda; Diphyllobothriidea; Diphyllobothriidae
Source: the annotation of a GenBank genome assembly